AUGUCUGCCCGUCAAGCUCCUACGCCACAUCCACCACAAACGCCUUCAACUGCGCGAAUCGCGACCGGUGAACGAUUGAAGAGCCUCCACAGGGGUGGAACCCCAUACCAAGCAGCGGAGCAGAACAAACCUCGCUCGUCUCCCUGGAGUAAGAAACCCUCUCGCUCCCCGAAAAGGACGAUCUUUCAUGUUGCCAACUCCGAACCAGCCUCUUACUGGCUCGGCCGCGUGUGCAGUCUAGCAGAUCGCUACCGUAACGAAGAGCUGCAAGCGCAUAUAUUCACACCCACCGGAGUUCCGAAUCCCAAACGCGAGACGGACAAGAUGCACACGCCUGAAGCCAACGUGGCGCGACUGCGCCGCGCAUUCGAAGAGUUGUAUAACCUCUGCAUCUCGCAAGAUGCUCGAGAUAGUCUUGCUGUUUUCCAGUUGCAAUACGCCAACGUAAUGGGGCUGGAAGGCUUGGCCAGGCCAAUCAGACUGAAUGCGCCGAAGAGGGAUCAGGACCGAGAUGUGAUCAUGGGUGGGAUGAGUGAGGAGCGAAAGGCGAGCUUCAUGGAUCGCUUGCUGGGGAGGCAGAAGAGGCGUAGCUUGAUCCUUUUCGACUGA
Neohortaea acidophila is the source of this 609-nucleotide messenger RNA. RefSeq lists its product as uncharacterized. The transcript has a single exon. NCBI's taxonomy places the organism in Eukaryota, Fungi, Ascomycota, Dothideomycetes, Mycosphaerellales, Teratosphaeriaceae. The coding region runs from base 1 to 609 and encodes 202 amino acids. The record is from RefSeq and is a predicted model, not a curated record.